AUGGCGGAUAAUUACUGGGAACUCUCAAAACGAAUGCGGAGCGCUGAUCCUCGACUAAUCCACUGGAAUGUGUAUCCCGCCGCUGGUAAGCCUGCCGGGUCAUACAAUAGAUCAAGUGCCAUUGCCCUUCGCCUCAGGCCGGACAACUCCAUCGAAGACCCGAUCGCGUUUGUAAGUGCGUCUCGUCUCCGGAAUUAUCUACGUCGUCCCUCUGGAGAACCGCAGAGAUCAAUCUAUAUACUCGAAGGUCUAGCUCCAGAAUUUGUGGAAGCGUUUGGGGGUCAUUUUCGCCUCCACCCAUCAGUAUUUCUGGACCAUGAGAGGCUCGUUGCUUUCGAUGACCGACCUACAGGCGAGGCCGGAGGCAUGCCUUUCCUGGUAUCCACGAUCCGCUCGAAGGAACACAUCUCGCUCAAGUACCAUGAACCACUGGUCUUCUCGCCCCCGCCAACGAGUUUCCGGAACUUCUGCGACCAUACGGGGCGACAUAUCGGCAUCACCAGAGUCAUGGGCAAGCUCUCCCCCGUUGGCGUUGCGAGACAAAAAUGCUCCUUUUGGUGCAGGGGGAACGACUCAGACGCUGGUUGGGACUGUCUCAUUAUCUGCGAUCCUCCCAUUGAGAGGCUGCGAGAUGAUUAUUCAAACAGGAUAUCGCACGAGGCGCUGCUCGGGGCCACCCCGGUCGUCCUUCCUCGAGGAUAUGUGUUUCUACCUGCGCAGCUACAGCAUGUUUUGGAUCUAGAUAAUCCGAUGUCUGUUCGCAUGUUCCUCGAGAGGAUUGUGGCGAGUCACUGUACGCAACUCGCAAAUUACCUACGAGAGACAAUUGAGGUGGUCCAGUGGAACCUCUCCCGCCAGCGCGACCUAUCAAUCUUUGCCAUUUCCGCAGUCGAGGAGCAGUGGAGCGAUAUCCAGUCGUGGGACCGACGCCUCGGCGAAUGCAGAGACCAUCUAGAGGCCAUAAUGCUACAACUGCAUGUGCCCUUGGAAUUCCCAGCGGGGCCGAUAGCCCACGGCGCGGAGGAGCGUGCUGCUGAUUUCCAAUAUCUUUUGCGAAGAUUCAAAGAACUCCACUACCGAAUUGGACGUCUCAAUAGCGCCAUUACCGGUCUUGCGAGCAUCUCUGGCAAUCGCCAGGCUUUCAGGAGCAGCAGCUGUCGGUGCAAGCCACCGAACGCUCGCUCCGCGCCGCCAAAAGCACCAAAACCCUGA
Messenger RNA from Aspergillus pseudoviridinutans, 1212 nucleotides. RefSeq lists its product as uncharacterized. The transcript has 3 exons. Lineage: Eukaryota; Fungi; Ascomycota; Eurotiomycetes; Eurotiales; Aspergillaceae. The record is from RefSeq and is a predicted model, not a curated record. The coding region runs from base 1 to 1212 and encodes 403 amino acids.